Messenger RNA from Guillardia theta CCMP2712, 333 nucleotides. RefSeq lists its product as hypothetical. The record is from RefSeq and is a predicted model, not a curated record. Lineage: Eukaryota; Cryptophyceae; Pyrenomonadales; Geminigeraceae. The annotation marks the transcript as partial. The transcript has a single exon.
AGCCCCUGGCUCGCCGUCGAUCUGGGAGAGGGCCGCGGCCUGAUUGCCACAGCGUACAGCAUCAUGCAUGGAUCCGGUAGCUCGUCCAACGCGAUGAGGAGCUGGAGGUUCGAAGGGAGCAACAACAAGAACAGCUGGAUCACCCUGCGUGAGCACUUGAACGACCCGAGGAUGCAGACGCCCGGGCAGGUGGAAACGUUCUUCCUACACAACUUGGAUAAAGAGGUCACGAGGCUUCAGGCUUUCCGCUACUUCAGGAUCUUGUUGACGGGACCCAACUCCAGCAACUUCUUUCGCUUGUGCGCGUGCAGACUUGAGCUGUACGGCAGAUAC